CUCUGAGUUCACCUUUGGCCACAGUAUAAACCUCGGUAAGACUGACGGGGGAGGAGGCGAGGGGAGAAGGUUAGAAGACAAAAGAAGGCAGCACUGGUUGAUGUCCACGACGGUUGUUGAAGACGUCCAUUCAAAGUCUCCAGACACAUUUAACUUUACAAACUCCACUGACAAUGACUGACCAUCACUGGGGAUAUGGAAAAGAGAACGGUCCCUCUGUGUGGCAUGAGGACUACCCUGUGGCAAAGGGCAGUCGUCAGUCACCCAUUGACAUCAUACCUAAAAGGGCUCCAUAUGAUCCCAGCCUUGGCCCCAUCGCUCUGGACUAUAAUCUCUGUACAUCCAUUAACAUCUGCAACAAUGGACACUCUGUGGUUGUUGAGUUUGAUGACACGGAUGAUCGUUCAGUGAUCAGUGGCGGUCCUCUGGAAAAUCCCUACAGGUUGAAACAGUUUCAUUUUCACUGGGGCGGCAAAGGGUCCGAGGGCUCCGAACACACCGUCGAAGGACACACCUUUGCAUCUGAGCUUCAUUUAGUUCACUGGGAUGCUGUCAAGUACAAGUCAUUUGGGGAGGCGGCAGCAGCUCCUGAUGGCCUUGCUGUCCUGGGAAUCUUUUUAGAGGCAGGUGAUGACCACAGAUGGCUCCAUGCGAUUACAGAUGUUCUGUACACAGUGAAGUUUAAGGGCAGGGCCUCAGAUUUCAAAGGUUUCAACCCCAAGUGCCUCCUCCCCAGCAGCCUCCACUACUGGACCUAUCCGGGAUCACUGACUACACCCCCAUUACAUGAGAGUGUCAUCUGGAUUGUCCUGAAGGAGCCAAUCGUUGUGUCUGACAAACAGAUCAGCAAGUUCAGAUCACUUCUGUUCACUGGAGAAGAGGAGGAAGUCAGGAUAAACAUGGAAAACAACUUCAGGCCUCCACAGCCACUGAGAGGAAGGAGAGUUCGUUCUUCAAAUUAUUAGUUCAUCAAUUAAUUAAUGUAACGUAUACGAUGUUGAAAGCAAACAGUGAUUAAACAGAUAAUUUGCUUUUCCUCAGGAAACGGAUGAAUAUUGGCAGGGGUAAACAAAUACAUAUGCAAUCUAUUGUCAGCAGUCGGUUAAUAUUUUGAAAACAUUUACAUUUUUGUCAGUGCUGUGUUGUUUGACUUGAAGUA
Molecule: messenger RNA, 1159 nt
Organism: Cynoglossus semilaevis (tongue sole)
Lineage: Eukaryota; Metazoa; Chordata; Actinopteri; Pleuronectiformes; Cynoglossidae
Gene: ca7
Product: carbonic anhydrase VII
Exons: 7
Coding region: 174-965 (263 amino acids)
Biological process (GO): regulation of intracellular pH
Cellular component (GO): cytoplasm
Molecular function (GO): zinc ion binding; carbonate dehydratase activity
Source: RefSeq, a predicted model, not a curated record